Messenger RNA from Brenthis ino (lesser marbled fritillary), 3699 nucleotides. NCBI's taxonomy places the organism in Eukaryota, Metazoa, Arthropoda, Insecta, Lepidoptera, Nymphalidae. The record is from the annotation of a GenBank genome assembly.
AUGUGUACCUUUCGAGCGAUCUGGCAAUCCUUCCAGCGACUUGACGAGGAUGAAGCGACAACCUCCGGUAUAACAGAUGGUGCGGGCGACGAACAGAGCCGCGUCAUCUUCGUCAACCGGCCGCAGCCGCAGAAGUUCGUCAGCAACCGAAUAUCCACCGCCAAAUAUAGUGUGCCAUCGUUCGUCCCUUUAUUCCUGUUCGAGCAGUUCCGACGGUACUCCAACUGCUUUUUCCUAUUAAUCGCGCUAUUGCAACAGAUACCAGACGUGUCUCCCACCGGACGCUGGACCACUCUCACGCCUCUCAUACUCAUACUCAGUGUCAGCGCAAUCAAAGAAAUUGUAGAAGAUUUUAAACGUCACCGCGCAGACGACGAGACGAACAGACGGAAAGUGGAAGUGCUCUGCAAUGGGCGGUGGCAGAGCAUCCGGUGGGAGAAGCUGCAAGUGGGCGACAUAUGCAAAGUGCUUAACAACCAGUUCUUUCCCGCUGAUCUCGUGUUAUUGGCUUCUAGCGAACCUCAAGGCAUAUCGUUCAUCGAGACGUCCAACCUGGACGGCGAGACGAACCUCAAGAUCCGGCAGGCGAACCCCGAGACAGCGCGCCUCGGCGCGGCGGCGGCGCUGGCCGGCUUCCGCGCCACCGUGCAGUGCGAGCCGCCCAACCGACACCUCUACGAGUUCAAUGGCAUGCUGAGGGAGACUAACGCCAAAACGAUCCCGCUGGGGCUGGAGCAGAUGCUGCUGCGCGGCGCCAUGCUGCGCAACACGGCGUGGGUGCACACCCUCGUGGUGUACACCGGACACGAGACCAAGCUCAUGAAGAACUCCACUAAAGCCCCGCUGAAGCGGUCGUCCAUCGACCGGCAGACCAACACGCACAUCCUGAUGCUGUUCCUGAUCCUGCUGGCGCUGUCGCUGCUGAGCGCGGCGUGCUCCGAGCUGUGGCGGCGCGCGCGCACCGGCGCCGACGGCGAGCUGCGCGACUGGUACAUAGGCCUUAACGGAACGCCGAAUGCACAUUUCGGAUUUAACUUUUUAACGUUUUUGAUAUUAUACAAUAAUCUUAUACCUAUAUCCUUACAAGUUACUGCUGAGAUAGUUAGAUUUUUCCAGGCGAAGUUCAUCGCGAUGGACAGCGACAUGUACCACGCGGAGACGGACACGCCGGCGCUGGCGCGCACCUCCAACCUCAACGAGGAACUGGGCAUGGUGCGCUACGUGUUCAGCGACAAGACCGGCACGCUCACCUGCAACGUCAUGGAGUUCCGCAAGUGCUCCAUCGCCGAGGUGAUCUACAACCGUCCGGGGCCCAACGAGCGGCUGGAGGACACGCUGCUGCACCAGCACCUGGCGCACGGCCACCCCGCCGCGCCCGUCAUACAGGAGUUCCUCACCAUGCUGGCCGUGUGCCACACCGUCAUCCCCGAGCUUGUCGACGGCAACAUCAACUACCACGCCGCCUCGCCAGACGAGCGCGCGCUGGUGAUGGGCGCGGCCAUGUUCGGGUGGGUGUUCGAGACGCGCACGCCGGCGGCUGUGUGCGUGCGCGCGCGCGGCGCUGCGCUGCGCUACGACGUGCUGCACGUGCUGGCCUUCACCUCCGCGCGCAAGCGCAUGUCCGUCAUCGUGCGCGCGCCCAACGGGGAGAUCAAGCUGUUCUGCAAGGGCGCGGACUCGGUGAUCUACCCGCGGCUGGCGGGCGCGGGCGGCGCGGGCGCGGGCGCGGGCGGCUGCGCGCGCUACGCCGACGCCACGCUGGCGCACCUCGAGCACUUCGCGGCCGAGGGCCUGCGCACGCUCGUCUUCGCCGUCGCCGACGUGCCCGACCACGUCUACAAUGACUGGGCUAACACAUACCACAAGGCCAGUAUCGCGAUACACGACCGCGAGCAGAAGGUGGAGGAGGCCGCCAUGCUCAUAGAGACCAACCUGCGCCUGCUGGGCGCGACCGCCAUCGAGGACAAGCUGCAGGACGGCGUGCCGGAGGCGAUCGCGGCGCUGCUGAAGGCCAACAUCCACGUGUGGGUGCUGACGGGAGACAAGCAGGAGACGGCCAUCAACGUGGCGCACUCGGCGCGCCUGCUGCACGCCGCCGUGCCGCUGCUCGUGCUCAACGAGGACAGCCUCGACGCGACUAGGGAGUGCAUGUCGCGCCACCUGGCGGACUUCGGCGACAACCUGCGCAAGGAGAACGAGGUGGCGCUCGUCAUCGACGGGCAGACGCUGAAGUACGCCAUGGGCUGCGACCUGAAGAAGGACUUCCUCGACCUCUGCGUGUCCUGCAAGGUGGUGGUCUGCUGCAGGGUCUCGCCCAUUCAGAAGGCUGAGGUGGUGGAGAUGGUGUCGCGCGCGACGGGCGCCGUGACGCUGGCCAUCGGCGACGGCGCCAACGACGUGGCCAUGAUCCAGCGCGCGUCCGUGGGCGUCGGCAUCUCCGGCGUGGAGGGCCUGCAGGCCGUCUGCGCCUCCGACUACAGCAUCGCGCAGUUCCGGUUCCUGGUGCGGCUGCUGCUGGUGCACGGCGCCUGGAACUACUCGCGCAUCAGCAAGCUCAUCCUCUACUCCUUCUACAAGAACAUCUGUCUCUACGUCAUCGAGCUGUGGUUCGCCAUCUACUCCGCCUGGUCCGGACAAAUCCUAUUCGAGCGAUGGACGAUAGGUUUCUACAACGUGAUAUUCACGGCGCUGCCGCCCUUCGCCAUAGGGCUCUUCGAUAAGAUCUGCUCGCCCGAGAUUAUGUUAAGGCACCCGGCGCUGUACAUCCCGUCGCAGCAGGGGCAGCUGUUCAACGUGCGCGUGUUCUGGGUGUGGGCAGUGAACGCGCUGCUGCACUCCGUGCUGCUGUUCUGGCUGCCCGUGCUGCUGGCGCAGCACCACGUGCUGUGGCCCGGCGCGCGCGACGGCGGCUACCUCGUGCUCGGCAACUUCGUCUACACGUUCGUGGUGGCGACGGUGUGCCUGAAGGCGGGGCUGGCGACGCACUCGUGGACGUGGGUCACGCACCUCUCCAUCUGGGGCUCGCUCGCGCUCUGGUUCCUCUUCAUACUUGUAUAUAGCAACCUGUACCCGGCGGUGGUGAUCGGCGCGGUGAUGCGCGGCAUGGACCGCAUGGUGUUCAGCUCGCUGGUGUUCUGGUUCGGCCUGCUGCUGGUGCCCGUCGCCGCGCUGCUGCCCGACCUCCUCGUCACCGUAAUACAUAAUUCGGCGUUCAAAACGAUGACGGAGGCGGUGCGCGAGAGCGAGAUCAAGAAGCGCGACCCCGCCGCCCUGCUCGCGCACCCGCGCCACUCUUUCUUUGGAAGUUGGACUGACUUGAUUUGCUUUGUGACAGGAACGACCGCUUUUAAACGCGCGACGGACGCGCGGCUCGCCGUGGCGCGCCUGGCGCAGUGUGAGUAUACGCAUGGCUUGGCAUGUGCCUGCCCCCGCCCCGACCCCCAAACCCCGCACGCUGCCUCUGCCCCCUUUGCGGUACGGUACCGGGUUCAAUUCCGUUGUCACCGUUUAUGUGGCAGCCUCACGGAGACCGCGCGCCUGCUGCAGAAUGUGCGCAGCGUGUUCGGGAGGCGCUCCGCCACGCGCGCCACCACGGAGCUCGAGCUGUCGCAUGGCUUCGCGUUCUCUCAAGAAGAGGGCGCGAGUGUUUCCCAAGCAGACGUCAUACGCGCGUACGACACGAGCCAACCGCGGCGCUCU